AUGGAACCCUGUGGUUUCUUCGUCGUCGUGGUCGUCUUCGUCUUGUUCUUCUUUUUUAUCUCGAUGCAAUUAUUGGUUCUUCCUUCUCCGUCAGCUCUCAGCGUCGGCCACCGUAGGCUCCUCCAAGACGGCACCGUUUCAUCAUGCCCUUUGGAUUUUGACGCUAUUCGACCGUUGGUCCAGGGCUCAAAACGGUCCACUCUCGACUGCCAAUACAUCCGGCAAGUUCUCAGGCUCGUCCAGUCGGAGUACCUUCGACGCACAGGCUCAUUCCUCCCACCAUUGAACAAAGCCGAGUCAUGUUGGGAAUCGUACGAAACCCUAGUCCACGAAUUCGACCCCAAUUUCGACAUCCGACGCACGUGUGGAUUCCAAACCAGUUGGAUUUCUCAAGGUUGUAUGAACAUCACCACACGAGCCGAGUUCGAGGGCAACGUCCCUUGGUUCACCUUAGUCAAUAUCGUUUCAGCUUGUAACCAGUCCCUAGAGAAUGGCUCUCCUUGUGCUUCGUGUACUACCAGCCUCUCGAGUCUUCAAGCUUCGUAUUUAACUGGUCCAUCGGUCGGAAACGUCUCCGAUUGUACGGCCUAUCCGUCGAUUUACGCCGCAGCUUUCUCAAACCAGUUCGGUCCCACCGAUCAAGGUACUGCUAUGUGUUUGUUUUCCCUUGAUUUUACAUCUUCUAGUUCGAAGGAUACACAGAAAAAGAUUGUGAUUUCUGUAGUUGCAUUAGUUUGUGGUGUGAUUUUAUUUCUGGGGGUUUUUGGGUUUUGGUAUUUGUGGCGAAAGAGAAGGAUUAUGAGGAAAAAAAGGAAUAUUGUGAUCAAUCAUAGUAAUUUGGAUUUUGGGUUGGAGUCAAUUAGUGGAAGUACUACUUUAGUUAGGUUCACGUUUGAGGAAAUUAAGCAAGCUACCAAGAAUUUUUCAAGGGGUAAUAUGAUUGGGAGAGGAGGGUAUGGGAAUGUGUACAGGGGUGUGUUGCCAGAUGGGUCUGAAGUGGCAUUCAAGAGGUUCAAGAAUUGUUCAGCGGGCAGUGAUGCUACCUUUACCCAUGAAGUGGAGGUUAUUGCGAGUAUUAGGCAUGUGAAUCUUUUGGCUUUGAGAGGUUAUUGUACUGCUAUUACUUCUUUGGAGGGUCACCAGAGGAUAAUUGUGUGUGAUUUGAUGAAGAACGGGAGUCUUCAUGAUCAUCUUUUCGGGUUGGUGGAGAAGAAGCUAAGUUGGCCUAUUCGUCAAAAAAUUGCACUUGGGACUGCAAGGGGUUUGGCUUAUUUGCAUUAUGGGGCACAGCCAGCAAUAAUGCAUAGAGAUAUUAAAGCUAGUAAUAUACUUUUGGAAAGGAGUGAUGUUUAUAGUUUUGGUGUUGUGCUUCUGGAGCUUUUGAGUGGGAAGAAGGCACUUCUUGUGGCUAAUGAGGGGCAACCGGCUCUAGUGACUGAUUGGGCAUGGUCACUGGUGAGACAAGGGAGAACUUUAGAUGUUAUUGAAGAUGGUAUGCCGGAUUUGGGCCCUCCAGAAGUUAUGGAGAAGUAUGUGUUGGUGGCUGUUCUUUGUUCUCACCCACAAUUGUAUGCUAGGCCAACAAUAGACCAGGUUGUGAAGAUACUGGACACAGGUAUACCAGUUCCCACAAUACCUGAACGACCAAUUCCUCUUAUUGCGGAUAUUGAUGACAUAGAGAGAUCUGUGAGCAGCAGUGGCUCGGGUGAUCUAUCUGCAAGAAUGACCACUCUCUCAUACCUAAGGAAGAAGAGGAGAAUUCAGGUGGCUGAUAGAAGUUGUUCGAUUUGCAAGGUCUCACACUAAGAGGUGACUUGAAGUCUCCAAUUCUGAGCUUCCAUAAUUUGUAAUGCUCAUCUUGAUUUAUUUAGAUUUGGAUGGUGUAGUUUUGUAGUUGUAAUUACCCACUAUAGUCCCUUCGUUAAUUUAGCUUGUGUGGUUCCUGAAAUUGGAAUUGUUGAUACCGAUUGUAAAGUGAAUAAUACAUGUAGAAUGGGACUUUAUUCUUUCGAACCUAAUAGUUAAAAACAGAGCAUGAUUACAGUUUUUUGCUGCUCAAAGA
Ilex paraguariensis (yerba mate) is the source of this 2062-nucleotide messenger RNA. The record is from the annotation of a GenBank genome assembly. NCBI's taxonomy places the organism in Eukaryota, Viridiplantae, Streptophyta, Magnoliopsida, Aquifoliales, Aquifoliaceae.